UGCACGAGGCGCAGUAACACAGCUCACGUGUAACGUACUCAGCGUUACUUAAGGUGUCUGGGUAUCGAAACAACACAACAAAGCCUGUUUCGUCCGUCAGUUUAUUGGUGCUGUUUCAUACUUGUUUCUUUGGCUAUUUUUCUGUAUGAUAUCGAUGUGAUUAUCUUUCAGCCACUCGCGAGUAAGGACGAUGUGGAUUAUUUAUGUGAUGAAGCAAAAGGUCUAUUGGGUUUAUUUAAAUCUGGGAUUUACUAAACUGAGGACGCAAAAGGAUAUGAAGUCUCUUCACAAACUCAAAAUUAAAAAGAAUUGACUAAGUCCUUGAGUUCACCCAGUUCUGAUAGAUACAUGACUCAAAUUAGGGGAAAAUGCGGCUGAGCACUGUGCUGUCCACAAUAUCUCUUCAUAUAUCGAGGUCACAGAAACAGGUGAACUCCAUUUCAUGUGCCCAAUGGAGAGGGUAAUUGUACAGUAUAAAGGGAUACACAUGGUAAUUAUGAGCAGUCCAGUUUCUUCAGCCGAAAGUGCAAGCUCAAAUAGUGGAUCAACUCUAAAACCUUAUCUGCGGAGGAAAAAAUCUUCACUUGGUGAAACAAAAAUUGCAAUUUUAGGCAUGGCUGGCGUUGGAAAAAGUGAAAACAAAUAUAAGUGUGUCAUAAUGCUGGAGGGCGAAUCUGUAACUUUUGAGCUGCUGGAUACAAGAUCCAAUGAUGAAGAUAUGGGAGCUCGAGAAGACGUUGUACGUUGGUCUGAUGGGUUUGUCUUAGUCUACUCGGUGACCUCCAGACAGACAUUCGAAGUUCUUUCAGAGGUUCGACGUAAGCUGGAGGAUAUGAAAAAAGUCAGCCACGUUCCUGUAAUUCUUGUAGGAAAUAAAGCAGACUUGGCUCACAUCAGACAAGUUUCACAAGACGAAGGCGCGAGAUUGGCUGCAGACUUAUGCUGCUCUUUUAUGGAAGUUUCCGCAUCUGAAGAUGUUACCAAGGUAACAGACGCUUUUCAUAUACUCUGCAGAGAAAUUAUUGAAUAUAAAAGAAGAUCAAGAACUUUCUUAGACAGAGUCUUCGGUCUAAAAAAAUCAUAAACAUUAUGGAUAAUAACUCACCAAGUUUUGAUUUGGAUACUUUACAGUUGCAGCUUUACAAGGUUGAAGAUUAAUGUGAUUUGUAUACACAGAAUAUUUUUUUUAAAAUCCUGCAAAUAUUGGCCUGUACGCAGAGGCGGCAUUUCGGGUGGUGACUGGGGAAACCGCCCUAGGCCCCAUGCUUUAAUGGGCCUAGCUCUUCGGCAUUGAGAUCGUCUUUAUUUGUUUGUAAACUUAAAUAACCUUUGCUGCAUUAAAUUUAAAAUCCUAGGUG
This is a messenger RNA of Physella acuta, 1358 nucleotides long. RefSeq names its product ras-related and estrogen-regulated growth inhibitor. The record is from RefSeq and is a predicted model, not a curated record. NCBI's taxonomy places the organism in Eukaryota, Metazoa, Mollusca, Gastropoda, Physidae. Gene Ontology annotation, molecular function: GTPase activity; GTP binding.